GUCCACCAGCGUGAUGAGCCGGCGAGCUUGCGUUUUCUUGUUGAUCGUCAGCAACGGGACGUGGCGGAUGAAGACGGUGUCGAACAGGCGGGAGAUCUCCAGGUAGUCGCUGGCCCCCAGGGGCUGAAACCAGCAACAGCUCCAAAUGAGUGUACCCUCAGGGACGGCGCAGCUGCGAGCAGACGGCGACGACAGCGGCGGCGAAAUGCAAUCGGCCGCGGUGGCGCCGUCCUCCUUCAUGCCGGCCCAGUCCGUCAAGAUCCCGGGCAGGAAGCGGGGCAGGCCCCCCCUCCGCAGCGUGGCCAAGAUGGAUUUCGCCACCCGCUACGCCGACUCGCUGCCGCCGCUCAAGGUGCCGAAGAAGAGGGGGAGGAAGCCGGGAUUCAAGCUGAAAGCCAGGAUGGUGAUGACGCCGUUGGCCAUCUCGCCGCCUAGCAGCACCCCCGAACCCGACAUGAGCUCCAUCCCCCAGGACGCCGCCACAGUCCCCCACUCGGCCACCCCGCAGGUGCUCACAGUGUGCAUCUACAUCAACAAGCAGGCCAACACGGGCCCCAACCUGGACCGGAAGAAGAUCCAGCAGCUGCCCGACCACUUCGGACCCGACCGGCCGUCGGUGGUGCUGCAGCAGGCCGUGCAGGGCUGCAUCGACAGCGCCUUCCAGCAGAAGACCGUCUUCGCGCUGCUCACGCAGGGAUACGGCGGAGAGAAGAUAUCUGCCACGUUUGACGGCAAGCAGCACCUGCUGAGCCUGCCGGUGGUGAACAGCAUCGACUACGUGCUGCGCUUCCUCAAGAAGCUUUGCCGCAGCCUGCACUGCGAGAACCUGUUCAGCGACCAGCCCGUCGGCCGCCGGGCCUCCUACCACUCCGACGGGGAGACGUCUCCGGCCGAGGAGUACCGCCACGGGCAGGCGGAGGGGAAGCGCCACCCCGCGGCGGACCACAGGGAGUCUGCGUUCGGCUCCAUCAGCUCCACGUCGUACUCGUCUUCCCCAAAGUCCUCCUACGGUUUCCGCGCGUCGCAGCAGCUGCAGCAGCCGCCGAACGCGUCGGCCGCCGCCAGGCAGUCGCCGGGCAGCCCCAACGCCUUCACGGAAAGCAACAGGACAAGAGUCUACGCGGCACAGGAGUCCAAGGCCCCGUCUCCCGGCAAGGAUCCGUCCACGUGGAGCGUGGACGACGUGGUGUGGUUCGUCAGGGACGCCGACGCCAACGCCCUCGGACCUCACGCCGACGUCUUCAGGAAACACGAGAUCGACGGUAACGCCCUGCUGCUGCUGAAAAGCGACAUGAUCAUGAAGUACCUCGGGCUGAAGCUGGGGCCCGCCCUCAAACUCUGCUACCACAUCGACAAGCUCAAGCAAAGCAAGUUCUAGGACGCUCGCCCCCGAUUGGUCCGCUCACAGGAAGUAACUUUACGAAAAAGAUCGGUCGAUCGGUCGACUCGAGGCCGGAACAACGACUGGCCGUUGUUUUCUUUCUGAAUACGGUAAAAGUCCCGGAAAUUUAUGCAACGACUGAGAACCAUCCAGUCCGGAAUUGCCGAGAUUGAACUCGCGUUCAAUUCUUUUUCACCAUCUCGGAUUUUUUUGGGUUCAUAACUAGCCCGAAGACUCAUUUGGGGCUUUCUGACAUUUUGUUAGCCCUCCCUGACUAGAAAGUCACAAAAAAAAAAUAAUAAUAAUAACUACUUUUUGUUUUGUUUCUUUUUCAUCUGAAUGCCUUGCACAACGAAUACAAGAAAAUAUGAAUUUUCCUGAACAAUUUGUCCAAUUUGAAAACGCCUAAGCUUAAUUGAUUUGCUUUAUAAAAAAAAAAAAAAAAACAACUGUGAGAUCUCGGCUCUGGAAUGAAACCAAUAUGAUUCAUUUUUUUGGUCUUUAUUACAUUUGUCCAAGUUCAUAGGAUACGGGGACACACACGAUCGUCCGGCUCGUAGCUACCGGAAGGAGCAGCACAAUCUCCAUUGAAUCGAAGCAAAAAGUACGACAAUUUUUUACAGUUGAAUUUUUUUACAUUUUCGUUAGUUAUGCCAUUGUUAUAUGUAUUUAUUACUAUUAUUAUUAUUUUUUUUUUAGAAAGAGCAAUACUAAACACUGCCAUCAUGUUAAAAAGCAUCUUUCUUUUGGGAAAGAUUUGAGAUACAAGCGCAGGUCACAAAAAGAAUAUAAGUCGUUUGUCAAGGCAGCACUAUUGUUAUUUUCUUAUUAAAAUUAAUUGUUUUUGUACAGAUUUGAAGCCUUUUUGGCUCAUCGUUCUGUUGCCCUUGAGCACAAACUUUUGUUUUUUCUGAUGCUGCGCUCCAUUUAUUAUAAAUCCCUGCAUUGAAAAUCAUUUUUAAGAUUUUGUGAUGCGAAGAUUUUUUUUUUUCUUCCUGGGCAACAUUUCCACUGAAUUACUCCCUUGAUGAAAACUUGAUGUGAAAGUAUUCUAUAAUCCCAAGGAAUCAUAUUAAUCUAUAUACUUGCAAAUACAUGUGAACAGUGUUUGAAAAUGCACAAAGUGUCGGAAAUGUUUUAAAUAUGUACUUGGAUCAGUGUUGACGCAUACGCGACGGACGCUUUGCGAUUUGCGGGACAGCAAAGAACUAUAAAUAAUGUGUAAUAAUCCUGUAUGUGAGUAUUAAAUGGAGACGUGUCGGCUCCUCAUUUUGUGUGCGUGUUUAAAUGGAAAAAAAAUAAAAAAUUUCAUGAUUUUA
Molecule: messenger RNA, 2700 nt
Organism: Syngnathoides biaculeatus (alligator pipefish)
Lineage: Eukaryota; Metazoa; Chordata; Actinopteri; Syngnathiformes; Syngnathidae
Product: sex comb on midleg-like protein 4
Exons: 8
Coding region: 146-1378 (410 amino acids)
Molecular function (GO): protein binding
Source: RefSeq, a predicted model, not a curated record